AUGGAAGUACUCCAGAAUCGUAUCGCCUCCUUUACGCGUUCAAAGCGCGUCAAAAGUGGCCCGAAAACGACGGUUACACUGAAAUGGCCCCAUCCGUCCAGCUUCCAGGCGAAUCCCGAGACGCUGGCAGAGGCUGGUUUCUAUUACGACCCCAGCCCAGAAGACAGGGACAGCGUUACCUGCUACAUGUGCAGCAAGCAGCUCAGCGAGUGGGACAGUGACGACGACCCGUUCGAUAUCCAUUACCGUAAAUGCGCAAAGACGUGCUCCUGGGCAGUGGUCCGGUGUGGUUUGCGAAAUGAUGUAGACCAUCAGGGAAGAUUCAUGUCCCAGAGUAAGAAUCGCAUGCCUCUAUCUAAGGUGAUGGAGAAGGCUCGGCUUGACACCUUUACAUUUGGGGAUGGAUGGCCUCACGAUAAUAUCAAGGACGGAUGCACCUCGAAGAAGAUGGCGCGUGCUGGCUUUAUAUACAUGCCCCAAGAACCGGGGGAUGACCUUGCUACAUGCUUAUAUUGCGGUGUCUCCUUGAGUGGAUGGGACGACGAUGAUGACCCAAUGUGCGUCUUCCCUUCUUUUCCCUUGACAUUAUUCUCAUUUAUUCUACAGGGAAGAGCAUCUCAAGCGAGUCAAGAAGGCCAACGGCAGCUGCCCCAUCUUCGCCGACCUUUCUCCAGCUCCCAAACCACCUCCGAAAUCGAAAUCUAA
This is a messenger RNA of Desarmillaria tabescens, 705 nucleotides long. RefSeq names its product inhibitor of apoptosis repeat-containing protein. The transcript is spliced from 3 exons. Bases 1 to 705 code for a protein of 234 amino acids. The record is from RefSeq and is a predicted model, not a curated record. Lineage: Eukaryota; Fungi; Basidiomycota; Agaricomycetes; Agaricales; Physalacriaceae.